Heteronotia binoei (common prickly gecko) is the source of this 2034-nucleotide messenger RNA. RefSeq names its product cerebellin 1 precursor (gene CBLN1). Bases 25 to 606 code for a protein of 193 amino acids. Gene Ontology annotation, cellular component: glutamatergic synapse; synaptic cleft. Gene Ontology annotation, molecular function: protein binding. NCBI's taxonomy places the organism in Eukaryota, Metazoa, Chordata, Lepidosauria, Squamata, Gekkonidae. The transcript has 3 exons. The record is from RefSeq and is a predicted model, not a curated record.
CCGCAGCGCACGGGGGAAGCCGCGAUGCGGGCGCCGGAGCUGCAGCUGCUGCUGGCCUUGGCUUGGCUGGCGCCGGGGGCGCGGGCGCAGAACGAGACGGAGCCCAUCAUCCUGGAAGGCAAGUGCCUGGUGGUGUGCGACUCCAACCCCACCUCCGACCCCACCGGCACGGCUCUGGGCAUCUCCGUCCGCUCGGGCAGCGCCAAGGUGGCCUUCUCGGCCAUCCGCAGCACCAACCACGAGCCGUCGGAGAUGAGCAACCGCACCAUGAUCAUCUAUUUCGACCAGGUACUAGUGAACAUCGGCCUCAACUUUGAUUCGGAACGCAGCACUUUCAUCGCGCCCCGGAAAGGGAUUUACAGCUUUAAUUUCCACGUCGUGAAGGUCUACAACCGGCAGACGAUCCAGGUCAGCCUGAUGCUCAACGGGUGGCCGGUGAUUUCGGCCUUUGCCGGGGACCAAGACGUCACCCGAGAAGCCGCCAGCAACGGGGUCUUGAUCCAGAUGGAGAAAGGAGACCGGGCCUAUUUAAAACUGGAGCGAGGAAACUUGAUGGGGGGCUGGAAGUACUCCACGUUCUCUGGAUUUCUAGUAUUCCCUCUUUAAAGGACCCACUCCCCCCCCCCCACCCCACUGGAGGAAGUGGGGAAGAAAAACAGCAAGUCUGAGAAUGGCCGGCCUGUCCUUGCAUUGCGGCUGGGUGAGGGGGGGGAAGGACUGUGGACUUCUGGAUAAUACCUAGCGACACAUCGCAGAAGUGGAACCCUGUUGAGGUCUGUGUACAUUGUACUCUGAAGAUAUUUCCCUAACGGUGCAGCCAACAGCUGGAAGAAGAUGCUUGAACUUCCAUUGCCCUCCAAUAAUCUCUCUGUCUUUCUCUCUUCUUUGCAAACUGAAAUUAGUUCGAGUCUAUAUUUAUAAAUGGCCGUCUCCACCCUACACCUGGUGGUUUCGCUUUCCAAACUCUCUGGGUUAUUUUCUUUUUAAACUUCAAAACCAGUUUGCUUCUUCUUCUUUUUUUUAAACCUUAGAACUAUAUUUUUACUCUGUCCCUGAGUUGAACUUUUAAAAGGAAAGUGUGUUUUCUUAAAUUCCUGGGUGCCAUGGCGAGAGAUGCGGUGCCAGCUUCAUCGCGCUCUUGAGCAAGAAAACCAGGAGAGAAGGGUUCCUCGCCACCUGCUCGAGCCAAGUCUGAUUUUUCACUAUUUCUGUGUAAUUUCUGAGUGAUUGUGGAAUUCUCCAGGCUGCUUAAUGUUGACGCUUGUUUCUUUUGCUCUUGUCAAUCGUGGCCCAAAGGACAUGCCAAGAAAGUAUAUUGAACUUUGACUAAUUAACCUGUAAGAUAAGGUGUGAUUAUUGACCAGUUAAUUGGGGGGGGGGGGGUGCUUUUAGUUGAAUAAUUUUGAAAUAGGAUUAUCUAUUUAUUUUUCUUAAGACAGGAAACAAGUUUCCUCCAUGCAGGUUGAUCAGACUGGGGGUGGGGGGAAUUAAAAAAAAAAAAGGAAGAAAAAUAUGCAGUGACACCCAUUUGUUCUGAAUGCAAAAUGGAAGACAGCAGGGAAACCCUUGGAGGCUAGCCUUGAGUGCAAAACUUUUAGCAGUGUUUUACCCUUUUAAAAUGGGGAGAGGCUAACUUGUCCGUUUCAGUGUUUGCUUCAGAUUUAAGAAGUCUGCUCUGUUGAAUAAGUUAUCCCCUCCCCCUGCCCAGAUUUUUUGAGCAAAAUUGUCCCUUAUAUUCUCCCCUCCCCCUUGCCCCCAUAGAAUAGUCUCUCAGUCAAACCACAUUUUACACAUCUGUCUCAUAGAUAAGGGGGGGAAAUCUUUUACAAGGUAUACUGUAAAACUAAUAUUCUUCUUUGCUAAUAUUCUUUUGUUUACAGUCUUUCCAAGAUGUACAUGCUAUAAUUUUUUUGCAGCACUCCGAAGAGAAUAGCUACUUUUAUUAUGCAGGUACAGUAAAAAAAAGAAAAGAAAGAAUUAACUUUCAAUUGUAAUCAAAACAUAAUGUGAAAUAAAGCCGGUGGAAUAAACAAA